CGCGGCCGGGGUUGCUGCUGCCGGCUCCUCUGCUGCGCGGUGGUCACCGCAGUCGUGCUGGCGGUGCUCGCCGCGGCGGCCGUCGGCGCGCUGUACCUAGCGCUCGACCCCAAGGCGCCGCGGUACUCGGUGGACCGCCUCUCCGUGUCUGCGUUCCAGGUCGACCCGUCGACGGUGACGGCGCGGGCGAGGUUCGACGUGACGGUGACGGUGGCGAACCCGAACUCCCGGAUCGGCAUCCAGUACGAGCCGGGGUCCAGCCUCGGGGUGUGGUACCAGUCGUACCGCCUGGAGCGCGGCGCGCUGCCGGCGUUCUACCAGGGCCACCGCAACACCACGGUGCUGCCGCCGGCGCUGGCCGGGGAGGUGCAGCUGGCCACCGCCGUCGUGUCCGGUUUGCAGGACGCGCAGCGGACGGGUGCCGCGCCGCUCGUGUUCCGCGCCGACGUCCCCGUGCGCGUCGAGGUCGGCAGCUUCAAGGGCAGGGAGAAGUCCAGUCAAAGUUAGUUGAUGAAGUGGACCUACUUUUCUUAAUUUACCAAGCCUAAAUAGCAAACCACUGGAGAUACUAAGAAUUUACACUUGCUAUAUGUUUUAGUCACUUGCCAAAUCAUAAGAUUUGUUAAAUGAUUUUUAGCAAACCACUGGAGAUACUCUAAC
Sorghum bicolor (sorghum) is the source of this 660-nucleotide messenger RNA. Its product is annotated as NDR1/HIN1-like protein 6. Gene Ontology annotation, cellular component: plasma membrane. The record is from RefSeq and is a predicted model, not a curated record. The annotation marks the transcript as partial. Lineage: Eukaryota; Viridiplantae; Streptophyta; Magnoliopsida; Poales; Poaceae. The transcript has a single exon.